AGGUAACCCCCGAAUACAGGAAAUAGCAAUUCUAUGCGUCUAAUUGACCCUGUUGGAUACCCUUCUUACAGCUGUUAUGCUCAUUUUUUCUUUUUUUCUGAAAGGGGAGAUUAGGACACAUGUGUCGUUCAUCAGCUUCAGCCUUGAAUUAUUUCGGCCUCGGCGGUAGAAAAUUUGCCUCUCCCUCAUUCCCCCCUACAUGUACUAGUUGCGCCUGCUUUAGUUUUUAACUUGCAGCAUUUGCUGUUCUCAGCGUGAACACCAUCUCUCCCCAGAGCAAUAAAUCUUCAACAUGUUAAGUUGUAGCACACCUCUUUCUCGCGCAGACUUUGUUCGAAGAGCGCGACGACCGGACCUCGGCUCCGUUUCCCUGUCUCGCCGCACAGUAGAUCAUGUUCUUCUCCGGCGGGUUCUGUUUGCGUCCGCGGCUAUCGCCUACUGGUGCAACCAUAAUUUCUUCCGCCUACUGGUGCAAGAACCGGAUGAUGAAACAAGAACGUCGAGCCAUGAAGUAGAUAGGACAACAGGAGCACGACCGGGUAGGAGCUUCUCAUUUCUGCAAGAGCCAGGCCUGUUCAACGUUCCGCAAGUGGCCGCUUUGUCUUUUUCCGUGAUGCGGCAGCGGAAAGAACACAGGAAGCUACAGCAAACGACGAUAGUACAACAACAAUCUUCUUCUUCACGUAGAAGUACUUCUACAAGUCGACACGGAGUAGAGGACCACGACAGCACAGGAAGCCGUGGUCGUGAGCAACAUGACGAGCAUGGAAAGCGGGACCUUCAUAUUGAAAACAAACUUUCUCACCCCGCGGUACUGGCGCCGGAGGAGAACAUAAUACUCGGGACCGAUCAUGAUCGGGAAGAACGAAUUCAGAACGGCGAGCUCAGCACAUUAUCAAGUGUUGGUGAGGAACACCAGCAGACCUCCGCCCAGGCUGUGGAGGAGAAACAGGUAAUCAAGAAAACUACGUCAUUUCAGCAAAUGGUGGAAGAAGAAAAGCAAAAGCAGAGUCGAAAAAUCUCCUCUACUUCCGACUCUUUCUGCACCGUGUGUGCGGACAAGAGCGCCGUGCUGAUCAUUGACAUUACUACAGGGAAGGGGAAAGCGUGGCACUACGGAGGUUCGCCCAACUUCGAAGACUGUCCGAACAUCAAAGAAUCCGAGGAGUGGAAAUUAGUUCAGAAGGGACACAAGUCGCGCGGAGAUAUUUCCUACCGGUGUGCGAAGGAGGCAAUGGAAAAGUUAGAAAAAUAUUGCUACGCCGGUGAUGAAGACACCGGCACCUCAGAGAACCCCAAGCACUGCCAAUCGCAGUUUGUGUCGAGCACCGGGGAGGCGCGAAAAGGACCUGACUGGGCGAGUUGGGAGAGGUCUGGGCAAGUAAUACCGGAAAAAUUUCUGUACUCGGGGCAGGAAAUCGAGUGGUGGUUGCCGCCGGGCUGGUACGGAGUCCCGUCGAAGCGAAAAGAAAUCAUUGAGACCGUCAACAACCGAUCAGCACGGGAAAGGGUCCUCACGCUGGGCUGCCAUAUGGCUUGCAAAAGUGUCUGGGUCUGAGAGAAUACAAACUUGUGAUGCGCAUUUCAGAACAUAGAAAAAUCUCUCAUGCAUAGGUAGCAAAAGCUGCCCACUUUCUGUCACCAAAAUGGGGGAUUUGUCAUGCGAAUUCGGCAUGGCGGAAGCUUCUCGACGAAACCUGUGAUGCUAGAGCUUCCAUGCCAGACCUUCUAUGUCAUGCAAAAACAGCAUGAGUAUUCCAGACCCAGACAGUAUUUCACUCGAUAUGCCAGCGGCUGAAGCAAAGAACUGUAGCGGGUGGAAAGGCUGAGGACGGAGACCCUACGAGAGGGGGGGACGACUUGAGGCUCGCUCGGUACGGCGGUGACGGUUGCGAGUACAUGAAACUCCGAGACAAGGGCAACGAAAACGAAUCGCACUGCAAAAGAACGGCCUGCUGUAGCUUAUGCAUUGCAAAAGGAUCUUCACGCAAGAACUGCCCAAUGCAUCACAGAUUUAUUUGUCAAAAAUGAACUUCUUAGUAUUUACUAUCAUUCAGUCAGAGAACUAAGACUACUACUAUCAGGGAGCAGCCUGGAAAUGUAGUGUUUAUUCUAGAAAAAUGAAGAUCAUGCAAGGACGCAUGCAAUUCGUACGAGCGUGAUGGAACUUUUGCGCAGGAUGCAACUGGGAUGAAAAUUAUUUUUUAGGACAGUCUUGGUUGGGCAGAAUCGAGGCUUUCUGUACGCCUUCAGAUCGGAAAAACCACGACAAGAUGGAUUUUUCCAAUACGCUGUUCGGGCCCGUAGACGUCACGAUUCUUCCACCGAAAGAAAGUGAAGAGCCUGUCGAGGUCUUGACAGACCAGGAUAUCCACAGUAAGUUUCCCCUACACGACGACCUACCAAAGCGGUCUCUGCAUGACAAACUUUUCCUUGAAAGAACCUCUUCCGCAUGACAAGGUGCUUCCACUAUAGUUGGUGAAAUUUGUGAUGCAUUUUGUUGUACAUGUUGUACAGGAAAUUUGUAUUGCAUACAGGAGAUCAAAAACCUGAAGUGUCCCGGCGAGGGCGACACGUUCGAGUUGGUGCCCAACCUGGUCAUCGGCCAGUCCUACUACGCUUGGACAUACACACCUACCAUCCAAUUCGACCACUGCGCGGACUCGUUGUGCAACAACGACAAAUGCCUUGGCUUCUCUUUCACGCUCGACCCGAAGACCAAAAACGAGGGCAGUUGCCGACUGCACAGUGCCGAGAACUGGAAAAAUUCCUGGGGGUACGCGGAAGCGAAUAAUAUGCCGCCGGAAUACAAGCUAUCAAAUGCAAAAGUGUCUGGGUCUGGAAGAGUUGUGCUGCUUUUGCAUGGCACACAAGGUCUGGCAUGGAAGCUCUCGCAUCACAGAUUUCGAGAAGCUUCCGCAAUGCCGAAUCCGCAUGACAAAUGCCCCUGCGUCCGAAGCUGCUUGCGGCGACGGUGCAAAGGUUUUUGAUGAGGUGCAGUCGGGUAUGCAUGACAAAUGCCCCACUUUGGUGACAGAAAGUGGGCGGCUUUUGCUGCCUAUGCAUGAGAGAUUUUUAUGUGUUGUGAAAUGCGCAUCACAAGUUCGCACUCCUCCAGACCCAGACAUAUUUGCAAUGCAUACAAGCUCUGCAUGCGUAAGGCCACGGCGGCAAAGAUAAAGAUGGACGAGGUUAACGGAGACUCCGUGCCUCCCAACGGAGGGAAAGUGGUGUUCGAGGUAAUAGAAGAAGCUACAACGGCCGCUCCUGCUAUGCAAGGCGCAAAUUUUAUUUUUUUACCGAUUACAGUGCAGGUACAACUAGUUGCACAAAACGUACGAAAUUUAUUCGCCAAGAGGAAGUAGACGUUAAGUAGGCAACAUUUUUCCAACAUCAUCUGUCAUGCUAAGUGCAGCGGUUCUUCUAGUUCUACUUACUUCAUGUUGGGAAACGUAUUAUUAUGUCAUGCAGACACAAGUUGAUAGUACCAACAUGCAAUGUGUACGUCUUUUCUUCUAUCUAAGAACGUGUUCGGUAAAAAGAAACGAUUUGCCGUGGAUACCAGAACACUCAAAUACCGAAAGGGGUGAUAGUACUGCUACCAAACAAACUGGUGAUGGUGAAAGCGUGGAGGAGGAGGAGAAAGAAGCCGCGCAACAAGGAGGAGGAGCAGGUUCUAAGACCCUCACCUUCGACCAGAUCAUGACUGCGUUAGACACCGUGGAACCAGAUGAAGACAAAGACGUCGAGCGAAAUGCGAUUACCGCCGCAGUGAAGCCUGUGCUCACGGACGGUGGCGCGACGGGAGAAGAACUGGUCGCGGAGCUGGCCGCAGAAAUUGCGGACGUGCGAACUGGUAAAAAGACAUUCAUAUCCGACGAGGCAGCGACAGGACAAGACGGAGAUCUUCAAAUAAGCUCCCUCUACCUAAACGCCACGGUCUCCGCCAUUGUGGCUACGGUGCGCCCCACGGCGGACACCUUGCAAGAUGCCGUGGAAAGAGCAGCUGCAGCUGGAGGUGCUGUCAACGAGGAAGUGGAGGAAAACGAAAACACCAUCGUCACUAGCCUCCUCACGCCGAUCAUGACGCGCAAUAAAGUGGACGAAGGGGUAGCGAAAGACGCUGCGGUAAAAGUCGUAGAGGCGCUGCAAAGUAACGUCGAGGCGGAUGUUGAAAAAGCGGUCGAGGCCGUGUUAAAACUGAUCCUCGAGCAGAUCGACCAAGAUGCCAGCGCCACGAACAACUCCGAUGUUGAAAAUGUAGCGAAAUUAGAAGCGAGCAACACGUAUCAAAUGUAAAAAUGUCUGGGUCUGGAAAAGUGUAGACUUGUCAUGCAGAUUUUCCAUGACCCAUGAGGUCUGGAAUGCGGGACCUAGCAUGACAGACUCUACGAGGUCUCCGCCAUGCCUGUCCUGCAUGAGAAACUCCCUUCCAACUUGGUCAAAAGUGGCCAGCUUUUGGCACUCAUGCAACACAGAUUUUUGCAUGCUUCAGAUUUACCAUGACAAGUUGCAAUCUUCCAGACCCAGACACUUUUGCAAUCCAUAACACGGAGAUGUUUGUCAUUGGCGGCAUUAUUGGCGGCGUGGUAUUGCUGAUCGUGUUGGUCUGCAUCGUAUGGAUUGCAAAAAUGUCUGGGUCUGGAAGAAUGCAACUUGUGAUGCUAUUUUUGGAAUCUAAGAAAAUCUGUAUUGCAUGAGCAGCAAGAGGCGUCCAGUUUUUGCUCCGCGGAGAGGGCAUUUGUCAUGCGGGAUAGGCAUCAAGAUACCCGCAAAAAACCUGUCAUGCUAGGUCAUGCAUUACAGGCAUCAUAGCUUAUGCGAAAUAUGCAUGACAAACCUGGAAAUCUUCCAGACCCAGACAUUUUUACAGUUGAUACAUCGCGCAGUGCGUGUUCUGCCCCAGCGCCGAACAGUCCGAUAAUUUCCACUCGAAUAAAGGGGGGUUAUGAGACGGCACAACCCCCCUCCCCCUCAUUUGUAUAGCAUGAACGGCACUACAAGCGUAGCAAGAUUGCCGGUUUUGCAUGACAAAUCUGCACAUGAGUGUAGAACUAUUUGGAGGUGCCAGAACUUGGCAUGCAAACAGUGCCAAGAGGCUGCACAGCCCGGAUUUGGUAUUUUGCAUGACAAAUGAGGGGGAGCGGGGGUUGUGCACUCUCAUACGGGUAUCGCGCUUUCCUGUUGCAGGAGGAAACGGAAGCGGAGGCCGCGAGACUCCUCUCCGCGGCGAAAAUGCAGCAGGAGAAUGCGGCGAGGAUUUUGAGUAAAUUUGACCGCGUGGAUACGAUAGUGCACAACUCCCCCUCCCCCUCAUUUGUGUUGCAUGAACAGCAACACAACUGCUGGCAAAGAUGCAGCUUCUGCAUGACAAAUUACCAGGGGAUCGUAGUGCUGUUUUGGCUUCCGGAAUCUCUCAUGCAAGCAAGUGCUAACAGGCAAAGGGUGAUUUUGGAAUUUUGCAUGACAAAUGAGGGGGAGGGGGAGUUGUGCGCUUUCAUAGUGGACGUCGAGAAAGCUUUGUUAGACGCCGGAAUCUCGGAGCUGUACGCCGCCAAGCUCGCCGCGCAGUUGUGCGAUCCACUAGUUGGGGAUGCGGCGUUUCUCUUCCGGCCUUUGAAAGCCGACUAUCCACAGGAAAUCUCCCGUACACGACGUACAAAUGCGGUCUCCGCAUGACAAAACUUGGCUUCGAUCCUAGUUUAGCAUGACAAGUUUUAUUAUGCUCCAAAUUGGUGAAAUUUGUGAUGCAUCUUGUGCAUGUACGGGAAAUUUGUAUUGCAUACCGACGAUGAAAAGAUCAUGAAGCAGUUCGGCUGCGACUGGGAAAGCGGCCCGGAAUUCGUGGGUCGCAUGCGGUCGUUUUUGGAAAAUCUGAUGCAGGAGGAGGAGAAAAUCGCGGCGGUGGCAGAUAUCAAAUGCAAAAAUGUCUGGGUCUGGAAGGAUGCAAGGUUUGUCAUGCACAUUUUGUAUGACUCCUGAUGUCUGUGAUCCUAGCAUCACAACACAGAUUUUGUGAGGGCUUUCUGAUGCCUAUACCGCAUGAGAAAUGCCCUCUCGCAAUGCAAAAAACUAGACCUCUUUUGCUGUUCAUGCAAUACAGAUUUUUGUAGAAUCCAGCUGCAGCAUCACAAGUUCGCAUCCUUCCAGACCCAGACAUAUUUGCAGUUGAUAGCAGAGGCACUGGAGCAAGACGGGUUUUCGGCGACUGCAGCGGGGUAUUUGGCGGAGAAACUUCUCGUGAAACAGAAGCACUACGAAGAGGAAGUGCGGCAAGACGCAGAAGCCGGGCUGGACGGAAUCAGAAGAGACUUGUCCCUCGGCGAGUCCUUCUACGAAGACGCGAAGUGGCAGGAGAUCGCGCAGCCGACCGAUGUGGCGAAGUUGCAAGACGUAAUUCUGGAAUCAAACCUGCAAUCGGAGAAAGACCCGGGACAUUACCCGCCGACGUCAGCAACUGCUACCGCAUCCCCAACCGGCGUAGCAGUAGAACAAGUACCGCAACAGCAACAGCCUGCGACGAACGGCGUUUUGUCAAGCGCACCCGAACCAUUACCCUCGGGAAUUUUCCCGCAGCAAGAAGCACAGAAACGGAAAAAAACGUGGCAGGAUUACAUCGCGAUAAAAAACACAAUUCGUGCACUCCAGCCGCUACCGCAGCAGGCACAGCAAGGCGCUUUGGACGUCGGGACGGCAGGAGUACAACUACAACCCGAAGCCGCGGCGCAGCAACAUGCGAAGAAGAUGAAAAAGCUCCAUACAAUGAACCUGAAAGGGCACAUCGCGAGAUUGCAGCCGCACUUCGGGAAAGUCGAGCACGUUACUGGUGUGGAUAACGGGUUAGGAUUAAUGCCCGCAAAGCACGAAUUCGCCGAGAAGGUCAGGGCGGGACGUAGUACAACCACUGGGGCAGGUCGUGGUACUACUAUCAACAAGCCGAGCACCGUCCUUGCACAAGGGCCAUCAGCUAGUACAGGAGCCAAGGCCGCCGGAAUAAAUCCCAGCCCGCCCGUAGUUUUUGCCAACCCCGCGGAUCUACGAGCGUGGGUGCAGCAGGGUCUGCCCUUGAGUAAGGCUUUAACUGUCAGCUUAAAAGAAGAAGACGCUUCUGGUACGGAAGACGAUGAUACUAUCCACAGAAAAUAAAACUUUCUUGUACACGUAACGACAAAUGCGAAUGUUGUUGCUGCAUGUUGACAGAUAAAACUAAAAGUUGCCUUCAACUUCAUCAAUGCUAGUCCGCAUAAAGACGAGCUGCAGGAAUUUCUAGAGUACAAAAAUUUGUCAUGUAUUUUGUACAUGUACAGGAAAUUUUCAUUGCAUAGACCACAGCGGUUUAUCCUCCCAGGUUGAUUCCGAACUCCAUUCUAGCUCGAUGAGCGGACAUGAGGACAUACUUUGCGUAAAAACGUCCCCACCCCAGAGUUGUCAUGCAAUUCUGCAUGCCAAAAAAGUUCUUUCUCAUGCGAAGCCCUAUGAGAAGCAUUUUCUAUUCGUAUUUUGGAAUUUGUGGUGCUAGAAUCAGAAUGCUAUGCUAGACCUGUGAUGCUUCUGAACUAGCUAAACAUAACAGGAUUACACUACGAGAACAAAUUUGUCAUGCCAGACAACCAGGGCUGCUUGAUUUGUCUAGCAGAUUUCUCAUCUUGUUCUUGACUCUGGUGUCGUGGGGACGUUUUUAAUCAGGAUAGGACAGCGGAUUCGAGUCGAGCGCCCUGGAACCGGGCGAGAGUGCCAUUGAGGGGAUGGCCUCGGGUAUCGUGCCUGCCUCCUCGGAAGAACCGGGAACCGCAGAGCCUGGAAGCGUGGCAGCGCCGAAAAAGAAGAAGAAAAAGCUGGUGUUGCGCGGUAAGAACAUUAAAGGUACAGCAGGACCAGCAGCUGCACAUCAGGGUGCAAAAGAACAACCGCCGGCUGGUGCAGCAGCUGGUGCGCCGACAUCGGAUUAUUCGUUCAAAGCCCCAGCAGUUGUACCUCCUCCGACAUUAUGCAUUGCAAAUAUGUCUGGGUCUGGAAGAGUGUAAACUUGUCAUGCAGGUUUUCCAUGACUCGUGAGGUCUGGAAUGCGGGACCUAGCAUGACAGAGUCUGUGAGGUCUCUGCCAUGCCUAUCCUGCAUGAGAAACUCCCUUCAAACUUGGUCGAAAGUGGACACCUUUUGGCACUCAUGCAACACAGAUUUCUGCAUGAUUCAGAUUUAGCACGACAAGUUGCAAUCUUCCAGACCCAGACACUUUUGCAAUCCAUAGACAUCAAGCUUCGCCUCCAGCGCAAAUGGCAGUUAUGGAAACAACAAAUUGCAGGAAGAUGGAACAAAGGUGACAGGAUCUGCAGGAAAUAAUGCUCUUCUUGGCCAGCACGCCUCAGGAAAUAUUAAUGCGCCACAAGCUCCUGCUCCGGCCCCUGGGACGGGGACCACGAGCGCCCUGACAUCAGCCCAGAGUAGUUUUGGUGCGAUGAGCAAGGUGCUGAGCAGCCAGCAACAACCCGGAACUACGGCUUCUAGUGUAGCGACAGCCUCGACUGCCAGCCCCACUAGUAAUAUUUUGCCCACUGAUCUGCCACCGCUGUCGCCGAAGACUGCGUACAAUUCUAGCUUGGGGAUGAAGAACGUGUUCGGCGGUGGAGCAGCUGCGACGACAACCACUAGUCCAGCAGCAGCUGCUGAUAGUACUACAACUGGCGCAGCAACUACAGUCCCGGCAGAUAUUUCCGAUCUUCCCGAUGUGAAGAAAAAGAAGAAACUCGUGAAAAAGAAAUCUACCACCACUGGUCUCAGCUCAGCAGUUGUUCCCAGCGCAACAUCUUCAGCUGGGGCAGCUGUGCUACUUCCCCCGACGUCUGGUGUUAGUACAGGAGCUGGUGCAGCAGCAGGAGCACCUUCCGCGAAUGGCAGUGUAGCGAAUAACAGUUCACUGAGCAGUCAGCAACAGACGGCACCACCGUUGUCCAGUUCGUCCGGGAACAAUACGAAGCAAGUUGCCAGCGCAACAGCAGCUUCUAUGGCAUCUUCACAACAACAUCCGGUGGACAACCAGCAAGGAGAACUCUCAGAAGGCGGACAAAGCAGCAUAGGCACAGCCGGGUCUAUCUCGGGGAAGAAGAAAGUUGUAAAGAGAAAAAUUAUGAAGAAAAAGCCCACGACGUUGAGCGGAUUAGGUAGUACGCGGAGUGCAACUUCUACUCCCGGGAGCACGGUUGUCCGAUCGGCGGUUGCGCCGGCUAGUACGACCUCUGGUGGUGUCAGUUCAGCUGUAGCUGGCACUACUAUGCCCAGCACAAGGAUAAGCAGCCAGCGACAGACAACGCAGCUACCGAAGCCCUCUAUUUCGAAUCCUUCCGCUAUCCAAGACCUUAGCUCUGCCACUGUGGUUGCUGGAACUGCUACGGAGCAGCAAGACGGCGGCGCAUCGAGCAGAAGUGGUGCUGCCUCCCAGUCGGAAGGGGGAAGUAGUGUGGCGAGUAGUUCUUUGAAGAAGAAGAAGAAACUUUUGAAGAAAAAGUCUACCUCCAGCGCAGUACUAUUACCGGGCUCCAAACAGGCGCUGGGGUCUAAAAUUUCGUCCUCUGUUGCGCCAGGGGUCUCAUCCUCUUUCAAGUCGGGGGCCAGUGCUGGUACUUCCAGUACACCAGGGUCGAAACAAGCAUCAUCGGGACCACAAGAGCAGCAACCAGCGUCUGCUGUAGCACCCGCCGCUGCACCUCCUGCUCCGCAAGCUUUUCCGGAGAGUGCGCACAAACACAUGGAUUCGCACCACGGGGAGAUUGAUUCACACAUGUCGCUUUCGCCCGAAGUAGAGACGAGCGGAGGGGAGUCGUCCGACCCGGGUUCCGUGGAAGAAGUUACGAAAGCCGCAUUGAAAGCAGCGAAGAAGAAGAAAAUCCAAGAGAAGGUAAUGAACAAAAAA
Amoebophrya sp. A120 is the source of this 9907-nucleotide messenger RNA. Lineage: Eukaryota; Dinophyceae; Syndiniales; Amoebophryaceae. The record is from the annotation of a GenBank genome assembly.